Molecule: messenger RNA, 2709 nt
Organism: Bufo bufo (common toad)
Lineage: Eukaryota; Metazoa; Chordata; Amphibia; Anura; Bufonidae
Gene: LEMD2
Product: LEM domain nuclear envelope protein 2
Exons: 9
Coding region: 109-1830 (573 amino acids)
Biological process (GO): negative regulation of BMP signaling pathway; nuclear envelope organization
Cellular component (GO): nuclear inner membrane
Molecular function (GO): chromatin DNA binding
Source: RefSeq, a predicted model, not a curated record
CCAUGGGAAAACCGUCCGUUUUCAGUCACCUCAGUGCUCUGCAUAAACAUUCCUUCUGCGGCUUCUUGCGCAGACAGGAUGACAUAACCUUACGACGUGGCGGAGGUGAUGUCAUUAGUUAGAAACAUGUCCGACAGGAAGCUCAGAAGUGAGUUGAUAACCCUUGGCUACAUUCCGGGGCCCAUAACAGAUAGUACUCGUGGGGUCCUGGAGAAGAAGCUCGAGAAGCUACGGUCGGAGGCUAGAAGCGAAAAUGCCACAAAAAUCCGGCGCCGGGAGCCACAGGUUGACAGCAGUGCUGAAGAUGAGACUUGGGAGACUCUGACAUCUGACCGGCGGAGACAGUCUCAUGAACAGCCUCCUAAAGAGAGAGUGUCCUGGAACACUGUGCUGGAAGAGCGCAGCUGGAGGGGAGAUGGGCAUAGGAGAGCCAAUGAGAGCAGCAUCUUACCUGCUCACAUUGAGGAGAGUGGCCCGCAGAAUACCUCCCUUGCUUACAAUAGGUAUUCCACUGACAUCCCUGAGAGAAGCUCCACUGGUUAUAAUAGGUAUUCCACUGAUGUCCCUGAGAGAAGCUCCACUGGUUAUAAUAGGUAUUCCACUGAUGUCCCUGAGAGAAGCUCCACUGGUUAUAAUAGGUAUUCCACUGAUGUCCCUGAGAGAAGCUCCACUGGUUAUAAUAGGUAUUCCACUGAUGUCCCUGAGAGAAGCUCCACUGGUUAUAAUAGGUAUUCCACUGAUGUCCCUGAGAGAAGCUCCACUGGUUAUAAUAGGAUUUCCGGUGACGAGCUGAGGUACAGACCGAUAAGUGACAGCAUCAGGGACCAGAGGAAAAGUCCAUAUAUCUCCAGCAGUAGGUCCUCGCUAGACUCUUUAUCUCAUCUGACAUAUGCUGGCCUAAAGCAGGAAAAAAUUUCACAUUUGAAACCAUCCUGGUCUAAAAAGCUAGAACAUUACUUGUCAAGACUGCUGCGGUUGCUGUGUGUGGUCCUGGUUCUGGUCUUCUCUGGUAUCCUAAUUAUGAAGAGUGGCAUCUUGAGUACAUCUCAGGACGAUGGCAUGAAACUGCUUCCUUCUGACUGUGAAGGCAGACAAGAACUGUUUUGCAAAGCUAAGCAAAAGGAAAUUACACUCCGAAUCUUGUCAGAAUUGUAUGAUUUUUUGUCCUUACAGGCAGGCAGUUUUGAGUGUGGAAACCCAUCUGGUCUGAGCAGUAAAUGUGUUCCAAUAAACACAGCAAAAGAGCAUGUGCUGAACGUUAGUGGAUUUGCAGCAGAAAAAUUUGACGCUGCCCUGGAAUGGAUGCUGAGCAGUGACAAACACCUUGGCAUAUGGGCAAAGGGUGAGGGCACUGAAGAGUGUGUCACAUUGCGUGCUGAUGUCUUUUGUGUUGAAUCAUCUCGGCCAAGACUUGGAUUAAUUUGUCGACUGAAGAAUGCACUUUACACAGCAAUUUCAAAUCUCUUUUUGGCUCUUCUUGGUAUCUUCAUGCUUUGGAUAAUAUUGAUUUUCCUGAGAUAUCAUUGGCAGAGGUUGGAAGAAGAGGAGAAGCAGAUGUUUGUGAUGGUAGAGAAAAUCAUUGAUGUUGUGAAUCAUCAUUACAAGGACUGGACUUUGGGACAAGAGCAGAACCCAUACAUUGGUAUCUUGCAUGUCAGAGAUUCAUUGAUAAAGCCUCAAGAUAGGAAACAUUUAAAGAGAGCCUGGGAUCGUGCAGUACAAUUUGUUGAAGAUCAUGAAUCCCGUGUCCGUACCGAACUGCAGCGUGUAGCAGGAGCCGAUUUGAGGGUUUGGCGAUGGACGCAAACACGGAAUGAACGUCUAAGAUGAACUAUGUAAAUGAUGGGUCUUAUGCAUUGGUCUUGGUGCUCUGCAGCAGUUUGUUUUAGUUGUUGUUCAGCUUUCACAAAAGUUGAUACUAGUUGAGAUGUGGAUACCAUAAAACUAAGAAUAUUACAUGAGAAUUAUAAAUGCUGAAAAAAUGUCUGUGCUUUUGUAUAGCAUACAACAUUAUACAUAUAUUUUUACAGUUUUUUUUCCCACUGCAGAAAGUUAAAACUGCUGUAAAUUUGUAGAAUUUUUAAAAUAUGUUGUAUUGCACUAAAUACUUCUGAAAGUGUUCAGUUAUGAAGUCUGAAAUAAUUCCCUCCUGCAUCUUAAACCAACUGUGGUAGUUUUGAGACUCUUGAAAUCCUCUGCUCUUUCUGGGCCUUCUUGUAUAAUAAAGGUGCCAACCACCAUACUAGCUUGUGAUCCCCACCCCUCCAUUAGACCCUCUGCUGCUGUAUAAGUCUAAUUGCUUUGAGUAGGAAAGCUUUGGGGGGAGGGGGGAAUGAAGGGGUGGUGUAUGAAAUGUUGUAAGUCGUUGCAAAGGCUCAUGGGAGAUCUAGACACUUGCUGUCUUCUCACUUGGCUAAUACCCCCCCCCCUCCCCCCUCGUUCUGGACAGUGGUUAUUAUCCCACACAGCAGAGAUGUUAAUAAGCAGCAGCAUAGAGGCAGACAAUUCAAUUAUUGGAGAAUAACACCACACCUGCAGUACAAGAAUUACCGUAACAUUUUCAGUGCCAGUUCUAUAUUUUAUAUUCAUGUGCUCUGGCUGCAAAUUCCUUUUUGAGUAAUAAUGAAGCUUAGCUGCACAGAAAAAGACAAAUGUUUUCAUAAUCUUUACUUUGCUGUAUCACAUUAAAUAAAUGUCAUGUUUAUGCUU